AGUUGAGAGAAGAGAGAGAGGAAAAGAGAAAGAAAAGAGAGUGACAGAGAGUGAGAGAGAAACGAAUCAAGAAAAAAUAUCAUUCCCUGUUAAACAGUAUCAAAUACAAUUUUGCUCACAACAUCGUCACCACCAGCAUCAUCAUCAUUACCUUAUCCACAUCCUCAUACUAUACCUGUCCUAUACUAUACUCAUCCUAUACACCAAACAGAAUUGUUCAGUGAGAAUAAAAGUUUCUUAAUCUACAACUUGAACUACAGAAACUCCAACAACCUUUCAACAGCAACAGUGUUUUUCAAUGUUAACAGAAUGCCAAGAAAGAAACUGGAUUAACAUCAACAAUUGAAGGCAAAUGAUAAUAUUUGUAAAGGAUAAAUGCUGCAAACACAAUUGACAAUCCAUUAAAUAUUUUCCAUUGAAUCAUCAUGAAUCAAGGAAUAAUACUUUUCACACUUUUACAAGGAUUAAUCUCGUUUAUUGACUGCCUUAAAAUUGUUAUGCUUGAAGUUCCUUCACCUACAAUUGCCGGUGAAUCAGUUGAAUUAACCUGUAGUUAUGAUCUUGAAGAUGAUAAACUUUACUCUGUUAAAUGGUACAAAGAUGGAUCCGAGUUUUACCGUUAUGUGCCUAAAGACUGGCCUCAUGCUCAAGUGUUGCCCAUGGAGGGUAUAAAGGUUGAUACAUCACGUUCAGCGAGUAGCUCUGUUUAUCUUCGAUAUGUUGACCUUAAUUCAGCCGGUAAAUAUCGUUGUGAAAUAUCGGCUGAAGCACCUUCGUUUAAUACGGCCGCUGAUGAAAGAGAAAUGGUAAUUUAUGCUCUUCCCAUUGAAGUUCCCCAAAUAAGCAUUGGACAGCGAAAGUACAAUCCAGGUGAAGAAGUAACUGCCAACUGUACUUCACCCAAAUCAAAGCCUACAGCCAAGCUAUCUUGGUUCAUCAAUGAUUCACCGGUUGAAGGCUCAGAAUUUAAAGCUGAUUAUUCAGCGACAUUACACAAUGAUGGGCUGGAAUCAUCAUUUAUAAGCUUAAACUUUGUGAUACAACCUCAACAUUUUAUUAAGGAUAUUAUUAUACUCAAGUGUGUCUCGGUGAUAGUUCAAGUUAACAAAAAGACUGAAACUCAGGUGACGUUGUACCGAACGGAUAGUCUGAAGAGUAAAAGCGAUAAUCUUCAGCGAAACUCAGUCAGUGAAAAUUUAAGUCAAGUCGGUGAUUUUGCAUGCCCAAGGAUUCGAUCGAGAAACCAUUUAGAAUUAAUAAUGAUAAUUGUUAUUAUUCUGAUUACAUUUAACAAUUUCAAUCCAAUGGAUACAUGAGAGAACUGGCUCGGAAUCAUUUCUAAUGUAUUCCAAUGGUAACACGGAAUCCAUGAUGGAACCUUAUCCAGACGAAAAAUGACCUCAAACUCUAUGCUUAUGUAAAUAACCAUGACUUGUUAUUGAGCAAAAAAACCUUUUUUCCCCUUCGAAUUGGAAGAUUAAAGAAGAGAACUUUCUUCCUUUUUCUUCUUCUUCUUUUUGUUGACUGUAAUAAAAAAACAUGAUCCAGCUCAUGAUACAAUUCAUGAUGAUUUUCCAAUCGUUUAUUGGAUUAAUCAACAUUCUAGUUGAAUUUGAAUCUCUGUUCAUAAUGUUAUUAUGAGAGAAUGAUAAUAAAAUUGAAAUCAUUUACUGUAA
Messenger RNA from Tetranychus urticae (two-spotted spider mite), 1676 nucleotides. RefSeq lists its product as uncharacterized. The record is from RefSeq and is a predicted model, not a curated record. Lineage: Eukaryota; Metazoa; Arthropoda; Arachnida; Trombidiformes; Tetranychidae.